Messenger RNA from Scleropages formosus (Asian bonytongue), 3392 nucleotides. It is a transcript of the gene mcc, whose product is annotated as MCC regulator of WNT signaling pathway. The transcript is spliced from 18 exons. Gene Ontology annotation, molecular function: calcium ion binding. NCBI's taxonomy places the organism in Eukaryota, Metazoa, Chordata, Actinopteri, Osteoglossiformes, Osteoglossidae. The record is from RefSeq and is a predicted model, not a curated record. The coding region runs from base 107 to 2989 and encodes 960 amino acids.
GCUGAUUCGCGAGCACACGCCGCGGAGAAGCUGUGGCUGCCCGCUCGCGGAGGCUGGAACGAGAAGCGCGGCGAGCCCCACACGAGGCUGUUGCAAUUCGGACAUCAUGGCGGCGGCUGGAAGCAGCGCCCACAGCGGCAGCAGCGACAUGUCGAGCAUCAGCGAAGAGGACAGGAUGAAGCGGCUCUUCCAGAGCUGCGACGGGGACGGAGACGGGUACAUCAGCAGAAAUGAUCUGCUGAUGGUAUGCCAACAGUUGAGGAUGGAGGACUCUGUGACCGAGAUCAUGGACCAGAUAGGAGCGGACAAAUCGGGCAAAAUCUCUUUUGAGGAUUUCAAACGCUGCCACAUGAAGCUGCAUACUGAAAUCCGCAAAGAGGAAGGAGAGCUUUCGCUUAAAUCAGACAAUUUGGAUAAGAAGGCUCUCCAGGAUAACACCUCUUGCUGGCCUGCAAGCAGCAACAACAGUUUGGGAGUGUUGUCUGGGAUGACUGACAGGUGGAAACAUGAUUUUGUCGCUCAAGACCUGCAGAGUCCAGACCUUCAACAGCAGCAGCUGUGGCCGCAGUCGAGCUUCCAGAAGUUGCUGGAACAACAGGGCCAUGUACAGGAAGAACAGUGUGCCCUCCACAAGCUCUUGUCUCCUCCCAGCAUCUGCUGCCCCUCUUUGGAGACUAACUACAUGGAGCUAGGAAGCACCUGUGAGCACUCUCACCUGAUGCACACGCAUAAGGAGGUGCAGGAACAAAUGACGAUGCGCUAUGAGGAGAGGAUCACAGAGCUGCACAGUAUCAUUGCUGAACUCAACAAGAAGAUCGACUUGCUGCAGGGUGCUGCUAUCAGGGAGGAGGAUGAACUUUCUGAGCUUCGCUCUGAGCUCAGCCACAGCCAGCAGGAGAUGAACGAGGAUGAGCUGAGUGUAGAUCAUGGCCAGAACUCGUCUUCCAUGCAUGAGGACCAAACUUCUCGGAUUGCUGCAGACAUGGAUAACUGCAGCGACCUGAACUCUGAGCUGCACAGAGUUCUGACUGGCCUAGAAAGCGUGUUGUGUGGCCGCAAGGAGAGAGUGUGCAGCCUUUCUGUGGCCGAGGUGGACCGUCAUAUCGAGCAGCUCACCACUGCCAGUGAACACUGUGACCUGGCCAUCAAGACUGUGGAGGAAAUCGAGGGUGCGCUGGGCCAGGACUUCUACCCAAGCAUUUCAGAGGAGCACCUUCGCUGGGAGAAAGAGCUUGCAGGACUACGGGAGGAGAAUGACAGGUUGACUGCCAUGCUGCUUAGCAAGGAGGAGGACCUGAAAGUCAUCAAAGUGACCUUAAAUUCCACCCGUGAAGAGUGUGAGCACCUGAGGAGACGGGUUCGAGAGCUGCAGAUGCGCUUCCAUAAUGUCCAAGUGGACAGUCACUGUAGUCCCAGUCGGCCAUCCCUGCUCAGCCGUCCCAUGAACCCUAGUGCUGGUGAGAUCACAGGCAACAGCAGCGAUGUUCCAGUUGCAAAGCUUGCAGAACGUGUAAAGAUUUCCAAAACUCGAUCUGACACAACAUCCAAUGAGAAGGCCGUUCUAGGCUCAGAAAUAAGCAGCGUUGGGGUGUCCAGUAAUGUUGCAGAGCAUUUAGCCCAUUCGUUGCAAGACUGUUCAAACAUACAGGAAAUCUUCCAUACACUCCACGCUCAUGGAUCUGCUCUUUCUGAGAACCAGAUCAGGGAGUUUGAGGUGGAGACUGAACGACUGAACAGUCGAAUUGAUCACUUAAAGUCCCAAAACGACUUGCUGGCCAUCACACUGGAAGAAUGCAAAAGCAAUGCAGAGAGGAUGAGUAUGCUGGUGGGAAAGUACGAGUCUAACGCAACAGCUUUACGUCUUGCCCUCCAGUACAGUGAGCAGUGCCUCGAGGCCUACGAGAUGCUGCUCACGCUGGCAGAGACCGAGCAAAGCCUGGUGUAUAAGCAGUUCCAAGCAGCACAUCUGGGGACUCCAGGAGAAGAGUCACAUGAAAACAGUGUCCCUCAGAUCCUCAAACAGGCCCAUGUGUGCCGUAAAAUGGCAGAGAACGCUGCCAAAGACUUGCUGUCCAGGCUGGAUGGAAGCUGUGGGGGAACAUUUGCUAUGUCAGGUUGCAGUGUUCAGCCUUGGGAGAGUCUGUCGUCCAACAGCCACACCAGCACCACCAGUUCAACCACCAGCAGCUGUGACACAGACUUUACAAAGGAGGAUGAGCAACGUCUGAAGGACUACAUCCAACAGCUCAAGAAUGACCGGGCAGCAGUAAAGCUCACUAUGCUUGAGCUUGAGAGCAUCUACUUUGACCCCGUCAGCUAUGAUGUUAAGACACGUAGUGACUGCCAGCGGCUGGACCUGGAAAAUGCCGUUCUAAUGCAAGAGCUUAUGGCCAUGAAGGAGGAAAUGGCAGAGUUGAAAUCACAGCUGUACCUCCUAGAAAAAGAAAAGAAAGCCCUGGAGCUGAAGCUCAACACGCGAGAGGCCCAGGAACAGGCUUACUUGGUGCACAUUGAGCACCUCAAAUCUGAAGUUGAGGAACACCAGGAGCAGUGCAAGUGGCCACUCACCUCAACAGACAGCACCACGGACUCUGGGAAGGGAGGUUUGCCUGCUGUCAAACUGGAUGAUCUGCAAAUACUCAAUGAAAGCAGUUUGACUACAGACCUCACUAAUGCACUCCAGCGGGAGAAAAAAAUCAAAAGUCGGGUCCAGGAACUAGUUGCGGCUUUGGAGAAACUGACCAAGAGCAGUGAGAUUCGACACCAGCAGUCUGCAGAGUAUGUCAAUGACCUGAAGAGAGCAAACAGCAACCUUGCGGCAGCAUAUGAAAAAGCUAAGAAAAAGCAUCAGAACAAGCUGAAAAAGGUGGAAUCGCAGAUGAUAGCCAUGGUGGAGCGACAUGAAACCCAAGUUCGAAUGCUGAAACAGAGGAUUGCCCUACUGGAGGAGGAGAAUUCACGACCUCAGACGAAUGAAACCUCACUUUGAAAUGGCAUCUGACAAUUGUCACUUCAGGAAUCUCCCAUGUUUCUCUCACCAGCUUGUGUCGUCUGGGACACUGCCCUGUAUUUGAAGGUCACAUCAUUAAUGCAUUGUCUUCAUGAGCCAAAUGUCCUUUCUUUUGCUCAGACCAAAGGAAACUUGUUUUUUACAUGGAAUUUUCAAAUGUACAAAAAAUAGUUUAUAUAGCUCACAAAAUUUAAACAGCUUAAGCAUUUAUGCAUAACAGUUUAUGCAUUAACAUCUCGUAUUUUUGCUAUUUUACAGAAAGCUCUACCGUUUCAAAAUUUAGCAGUGAUCUUUUCCCUUACUUUUCACAAAGUACCCCAUUAUGUCUGCUGGAGUAUCCAAAUACAGGCAGUCCCCGAAUUACGAACCAGUUCCAUGUCCU